Messenger RNA from Toxotes jaculatrix (banded archerfish), 1362 nucleotides. RefSeq names its product protein SCO2 homolog, mitochondrial (gene sco2). The coding region runs from base 371 to 1213 and encodes 280 amino acids. The transcript has 2 exons. NCBI's taxonomy places the organism in Eukaryota, Metazoa, Chordata, Actinopteri, Toxotidae. Gene Ontology annotation, biological process: mitochondrial respiratory chain complex IV assembly. The record is from RefSeq and is a predicted model, not a curated record.
CCGCCCCGCGGUCUGUGCAGCUCACAGCAGCCGGUCUGCUCCACAGGUCCGGUCUGUGUCGAAUCAGCGAACGUGGACUGAAAGCAGUUUAUGUAAAUACGGUUCAUGCGUUUCACAACCGGCGGUUUGACGGUCACAUGUGAUUAUCAGCCGUUUGGAGACCGGAGGCGUCGGUGCAUCAGCGAACACUCAAUACGUUUCCGUUAACGUUACUCGGCGGCUGAAGUGGAGCCGGUUAACCUGAGCUACCGGUUAACGUUACACCGACAGAGACCGUUUGAACCGGCGGAGUUGCCGUUACCAGCCCUGAUACCGGACGGUGUCUUCUGACUGACCCGGGGACAGGUGAGGAAGACGACUUGAGUCAAAGAUGUCGGGGCUGUGGUGCAUUGUGGGUGGACUGCGUGGAGGAAGAAGACUCCUGAGAAGCCUUCCUUACGUCCAGAAGACGUUCGUGUCCUCGCCGUCGCUGACCUCAGAGAGUGGCCACAUCAGACUGUGUGGACGUCCCGGUCGUCCUCAGCAGACUCAGCUGCGUUUCCUGUCUCAGGGUCAGAACCCGUCUGUUUCUGCAGCUAAACUGAAGCUGAGGACUCGCCUGGUGGUGACUCUGCUGUUCGGCGGCGGCGUGCUGGCCAUGUGGUGGUUCGUGUACCUGGAGAAGCAGCAGAAGUUGCGGCAGCAGCGCAUCGAGCAGCUGCAGCAGGUGGCUUUGGGUCAGGGGAACUUCAGCCUCCUGGACCACAGGGGGCAGCGCAGGACCAAGCGGGACUUCCUGGGCAGCUGGGUGCUGCUGUACUUUGGCUUCGCGCACUGCCCCGACAUCUGCCCCGAGGAGCUGGACAAGCUGAGCGCUGUGGUGUCAGCUCUGGACCAGGACGCCUCACUGCCGCCGGUCCAGCCCCUCUUCAUCACCGUGGACCCAGAGAGGGACGACGUGCCGGCACUGGCCCGAUACGUCAAAGACUUCCAUCCCCGUCUCAUCGGACUGACGGGCACGUCAGAGGAGGUGAAACAUGCGGGGCGAGACUACAGAGUGUACGCCAGCCCCGGACCCAAAGAUGAGGACGGAGACUACAUCGUGGAUCACACCAUCCUGAUCUACCUGAUCAGUCCUGACGGGCUGUUUCUGGAUUACUACAACAGGACAAAGAGCCAGGAGCAGAUCACAGAGAACGUCAGGAACCACAUGAAGACCUACAUCAAACUCUGAAACGAGUCCUGAAACCGUUCAAUGUUUCAGCUGUGGCAGCUCCUGAACCUCCACCCAGACUUCAGUUUGUGAUUCAUUUCAUUUAAAUCAAAUCAUUUCUGAUGUUUAAGCCUGACACACCACCACACCCCUAUUAAAAAUCUACAUCU